GAAAUGUCACAGUCAAUUCAUAGUGCUAAGGAACAAUAGUUCAAGAAGGCUCAUAUUCGCUAAAUUAUUUAACAUUGAAAAAAUUGAACUUUUGCUUUUAACAAUAGCUCCAAUGAAUUUUCGCGUGGGAAUUUAGGUUAAUAUACUUUUUAUGACGCUUCUUCAGUCCAGAAUUUAAAUUUCAACCAAAGCCACACAAGUUAUUUUAAAUCUAAAAGGCUCCACCGUUUGUGGUGUUGAAAAAAAAAUUCUAUAAUGGCAAAAUUAUAUUGGAUUGCUGUUUGCAAUGUUAUAUUUGCAUUACUACCAAUUGCUGUUCUCGCUAUCGACCUAAGUCGUCUAUAUGGACAUUUGCCCCAGGUAUCUAAAAGGAGUGAGGCAUGCCACCCAUACGAACCAUUCAAAUGUCCUGGUGAUGGAAACUGUAUAUCUAUUCAAUAUCUUUGUGAUGGCGCUCCUGAUUGUUCAGAUGGAUAUGAUGAAGAUAUGAGGCUAUGCACGGCAGCAAAGCGACCGCCAGUAGAAGAGACAGCCUCGUUUUUACAAAGUUUGUUGGCGUCACAUGGUCCAAACUACCUAGAAAAACUUUUUGGUAGCAAGGCUCGUGAUGCGUUAGCACCAUUAGGAGGUACAGAAAAAGUGGCAAUAGCGCUGAGUGAAUCACAAACGAUAGAGGAUUUUGGAGCAGCGUUACAUCUUAUGAGGUCAGAUCUGGAACAUCUAAGAUCGGUUUUCAUGGCUGUCGAGAACGGUGACUUAGGAAUGCUCAAGUCAAUAGGCAUCAAGGAUUCUGAGUUGGGAGAUGUGAAAUUUUUCCUCGAAAAGUUGGUCAAUACAGGAUUUCUUGAUUGAGUAGCACCAGAACCAUAUUCGCCCUUCUACUAUUCAGUUCCGCUUCAACCACAAUUCUAUUCAUAUUUAGGGUCUUCUUAUGAUGGUUAUAAUUAUUAAGCGUAUAUUAUUAUUUUGCAUCGUUUCAUGUAAAGCCAAUGGCGUGGUUACGGGUAAUUGACUGACACACAACACACACCUCACAACCACGACAUCGCUUUUACACAUACGUAGCUUUUUUGAGAUAAUUCAAGAAUUAGAACCUAAGAGUGGUAAUAAUCUAAGAAAUACUUAUCGACAUGAAAAAAAUGAGUUAUUAAGUAUUUUUAAAACAUCUUCAGCCUGAACAUAUGAGGUACUGCAUUUCAUUCAUUCUUAUAUCAUAUCACGUUUUUCAUAUAAAGAUGAAACAAAUCAAAACAAUCAGCUAGUGUGUAAUAUUUAAAACAAUCCUCAUGUCUUGAAUCAAGUUUAGCCCAACCAAUGGAGUUAAGUACCUUAACACUGAAACUAUAUUUUAAUGAAAUGCUAAAUGCCAAUCAGCGAAUGAAGCGGUCUAUUCGGUAAGACGGGACAAGAUGAGUUUUUGUAUUCAAUUUUAUUGCUUCGAAUCAAUCUUAUAAUUUAUUUAUUGAUAGUCAUCAGCAAUGACAGCGAAUAUACAUCCAUAUAAAGUAACUUCUGUUACAUAUAAUUUCUUAUAGCAUCAACUAACAUUACCUUGAUUUCAGUGAUACGUGAACAAUAUGAAUUACGACAUUUACCUCAACGCGCUUUGCAAAUUGAAACAAUGAAAAUCGUACUCAUUUUUAUUUUUGUUCGCUUGAGCAAUUAAAAAUAACAGCUUUACAAACAGCUUAGCUGCUUCCUGUUGAUAAUGAAUAUUUCAAGGCACUUGUUUUAGUCACUUGUCUCGCUUACUCGUAUAAAUAUAACAACAGGUUAAAACAUUAGAAAACAUAUCGAAUGAGGUUAUACAAGUUCGAUUGGCAAAACAGUAAAGAGUAAUUUGUAAUAUUUAUAGAAGAAUGCUGCAAGUAGGUAUCUAAUUGAAAAAAAAAAAAGAGUAGAAUAUCAACCCAAUAUCUUAUGAGAGUUCACAAUGGUAAGAAAUACGUGACCACCAAACAAGAUCAACGGUUUUCAACAUUAUUGUAAAAGGAUAUUACGUAACACAAAAAUUGGUUAUUUCAGACACUUCAUUAUGAUACUUUAGCUUAUUAUUUUUUGUAGCACGUACGCAGUUAUUUUCUCUUUUAAUCACGUUACAUAAUAUAUAAUCGACCAGGCAUUAAUUUGUGUUAUAUAUAUAUAUAUAUAUAUAUAUAUAUAUAUAUAUAUAUAUAUAUAUAUAUAUAUAUAUAUAUAUAUAUAUAUAUAUAUAUGCGUAAAGAGUGAACGCACUGGAAAUUGCAAUAAAAAUUUAAAUUUAAGUUUUCUAAGUUUUCAUAAAUUAUUUCAAUACGUUACUGGACUCUAUAACUUGCCUGUGUGAUUAAUUUGAAAUUGAAUUAUAUCAUCAAUGAAAAACAAUUGAUUGAUCCUUAAUUCUUUGUACCGCGUGAAAUGGAGCUACAUUGUCCAAUUUUGAUAGCCAAAUGUAAACUUCAUACAUGGGCAAAACGAUACAGAUCCCAUUGCCUGAACAUUUUUUUAUUAUUCAAUUACCCAAAUCGUUAUGGAUGUAAUAAUUGUACAAUUUUACGCAAAACUUCAAGCACAAACUAUAACAAAAGGAGUGGAACCUAGUAGUAAUCGCGUCUUUUUUUGAUUGUAGUGCAUAAAAAAUGAACACUGUAAGAAACGAAACAUAUCAAAAAAACACAUAUCAAGUUUGCAUAGCAAAUAUAUUUAUUACAGAAGACA
This is a messenger RNA of Wyeomyia smithii (pitcher-plant mosquito), 2697 nucleotides long. Its product is annotated as IDLSRF-like peptide. Gene Ontology annotation, molecular function: protein binding. The transcript has 4 exons. The record is from RefSeq and is a predicted model, not a curated record. Bases 256 to 852 code for a protein of 198 amino acids. NCBI's taxonomy places the organism in Eukaryota, Metazoa, Arthropoda, Insecta, Diptera, Culicidae.